AUGGUGGUGAUAGGAGUGAAGAGUGGGUCUCAUGGCAUAGUUGUUGCAAUUUGUGGCGGUGGGCCACCGGGAGUUGGAAUGGUUUCAAGGUUUGGCGACGGGUCCCCUGAAGACGAUGGUGCUUCGAGGAAUGGCGGUUUUUCUCCAGUAAGGGAGACGGCCGGGGUGUCAGCUGGCUCCAGCGGUCCCAUUUGGCGUAUUGGACUGUGUGGUGGUUCCGAUGGUUCUCCGAUUGCAUUUUCGGCCAUGGUUGGUUGCACAAGGGGACAAAGGGUGAAGGGUUUGCGUAUCUGUUGUCACACAAACGGUCGAUCGAGGAAUUAUAAAACACAAGCUGAUGAUAAAGCCGGGAACCAGCGCAGGAAUUCUCAGAGAAGCAAUUUUCCCCACAUGGAUCGCCAACCCAGUAAUGGUGAGGAAAAGCGAUGGUAG
This is a messenger RNA of Lactuca virosa, 432 nucleotides long. NCBI's taxonomy places the organism in Eukaryota, Viridiplantae, Streptophyta, Magnoliopsida, Asterales, Asteraceae. The record is from the annotation of a GenBank genome assembly.